CUUCCUUGUCUCUGCUCCUCCAUCCCUGGCUGCAGACUGCUGGAAGAUCUGCUAGCGAGUCCUCUGGCUGCUGCCUGAGGGCUGUUGUGUGCAGCUGAUUUUUUAUUAGACUUUGCAAAAUUUUGCUUUUUAUCACCCAGUGUGGAGGAUGGAGCCUGGAACUCGGAGCUGCCGGCUGGGUUUGGCCACUGAGCUGCUGGCUCAGGUGCCUCCAGCCAGGGCUCCAGCGCUGACACAGAUGGCAGGGAUGGCAGAGCACGGGGCUGUCUCUUUAAGGCAGAAACGGGAACUCUCUGGCUGCCACUUUGUGGAGUUUAGCCCAGCUCCCUGUUUUCAUUAGCGCUUCAUUUCAUCUCCUCCUCUCCCCCCCAGCCCCACCUCCUCGAUCGGCAUUUCUGCAUCCUUUGUGUGCAUCCACAGCAGCAGGUGAAAGUCGGGCUGGCACCUGCACACACCCACACCUCCCUGUGGGCUGGACGCUCCUCUGCCGCGGGAGAGAUCCCUUCCACCCUCCGGAUCUUCCUCCUCCCGGGCGGGCUUGGCUGCGAGCAUCCCGGUCCUCGCUUGAGGCUGCCGUGCUGCUCCUGACGGCUUUGGCUGCAGCAGCUGCAGCAGCGGAGGAGCUCUGGGACCCCGGGGACAGAGCUCUGCAGGGAGCCAGCUCAGCUGGGGGGAGACAGCUGAGCCUCGGGGGGCCGGAGCAUUCCCAGCAUUUGGAGCAUCCUGGAGUCCAGAGCAUCCCCAGCGUCCAGGGUAUCCUGGGUACAGAGCAGCCCUGGCAUCUGGAAUAUCCUGGGAUGCAGAGCAUCCCCAGCAUCUGAAGUGCGGAGCAUCCAGAGCAUCUCGGUGUUGUGUUAUUCUUUGGUCCAGUGCAUCCAGAGCAUCAGGGUAUCCAGAGCAUCCUGCCAUCCCUGGCAUCUUGGGAGCCCUGCCUUCCAGCUCAUCCCCAGCAUCCAGAAGCAGCAUCCAGAGACAUCCCAGAGCAGGGGGAUUUACAGGAACUGCUGUGAGUAAUGGGGAGGGAACCUUGGUCCUGCUGAUCGGCUCCUGGAAAUGUCACCCUGCCCUGAGUGCCAGUGAAAAGAGACAGUGGGGGAAGAGAGGGAGAGGAGGAGGAGAGGAGAAGGGAGGACAGACACAGAGUGGAGAGAGAUGAUCCUCCUUCCCCAGCCCCGGUGAUGAUCACAUAGCACAGGCCACGCUGGAGAAGGUCCCCAGCCCAGGGCCAGCCCUGCCCCCGGCUCCUCAUGGAGGGGGACCUGGGGGCCCCCAAUGCCAGCGUGCUGGGGGAGCACUCCCUGCUCAUGGGCAGCAGCUGGGUGGCUGCCUUCCUCUGCUUCAUCAUCCUGCUGACCACAGCGGGCAACUUCCUCCUCAUCCUCCUCAUCGUCACGCAGCGCUCCCUCCGCAACACCUCCAACUACUUCCUGGUGUCCCUCUUCAUGUCGGACCUGAUGGUGGGGCUGGUGGUGAUGCCCCCGGCCAUGCUCAACCAGCUCUACGGCCGCUGGGUGCUGCGGGGGGACUUCUGCUCGCUCUGGGCCUCCUUCGACGUCAUGUGCUGCAGCGCCUCCAUCCUCAACCUGUGCGUCAUCAGCCUGGACCGGUACCUGCUCAUCACGUCCCCGCUCCGCUACAAGCUGCGCAUGACGUCCUGCAGGGCGCUGGCGCUCAUCCUGGCCACCUGGACCUUGGCCGCGCUGGCCUCCUUCCUGCCCAUCAAGAUGGGGUGGCACGAGCUGGAGUUGGAGGUGCAGCCCCUGAACGUCACCGGCCGGGGGGAUGAGGACCAGUGCCGGCUGCUGGUCAGUCUGCCCUACGCCCUGGUGGCCUCCUGCCUCACCUUCUUCCUGCCGUCCGCCGCCAUCUCCUUCACCUACUGCCGCAUCCUGCUGGCAGCGCGCAAGCAGGCUGUGCAGGUGGCCUCCCUGGCCUCCAACGUGGCCACCACCGAUGAGGCCACGCCACAGGUCCCACGCACCCCGAGCCAGCCCCUGGCUGGCAGCGAGAGCAGGAGGUUCACCAACAAGCACAGCAAGAAGGCUCUGAAGGCCAGCCUGACCCUGGGCAUCCUCCUGGGCAUGUUCUUUGUGGCCUGGCUGCCCUUCUUCGUCACCAAUGUAGCUCAGGCAGUUUGUGACUGUGUCCCAGCCGGAUUCUUCGAUGUGCUCACUUGGCUGGGCUACUGCAACAGCACCAUGAACCCCAUCAUCUACCCGCUCUUCAUGAGGGACUUCAAGAGGGCCAUGGGCAAAUUCCUGCCCUGCUGCCGGCGCUCCGCGGAGCCCCGGCCCAGCGCCAUCUCCCUGUCCAUGAGGAAUUCCAACAGCGGGCCCCGCGCUGCCACAUCCCUCAAGAACGUCCUCACCCUGCAGGCUGAGACCGACUCCAUCGACUCCGGGGCACCGGGGAGCGAGCCCAGGCUGCUCCCGGCGCCGCGGGGCCCUGGCGCCCGCUCCGUCAGCCUUUGGGAUGCGGAGCCCCCGGACACGGAGCUGCAGCUCGGCACGCCCGUGGCCUGAGCGGGCACGCACAGCGCUGUGUGACAGGAAGGAUCAUCGGGGCCCAACACAAACCCUCCGGGAGCUUUGUGGCUGAUUUGCCGCAAGCCAUCUCCCCAGUUCCCUGUUCCAGCACACAGUGCAGUUCACGGAAGGGAUGGUGGCCCCGGGCGCUAUCACAAGGAGGAUCAAACCGUGCAGAGCCAGAUGGAGCUUGGGGCUGGUGUUGAGCACCCAGAUCAAGAUGUGCAUCUUCCCACAAUGGCUUUAUAUAAAUACAAGCUUGGACUACAACCCAAGUUAAAAAGGAGCAGAAAAAGGCAGUUCUGUGUAAGGAGGUGUUUCUUGUGGACAAACCCUCGGAUGAGCAGAGGAAUCCCAUCCCAACCCUGCAGCCAAUGGCACCACCAGCAGCUGGCUGAACAGCCCCAUCCCUGUGGGAUCCCACAGCCAGUCCCUGUCGUCUCUGCAGUGAGGCACCCCUCCAGGUCAGAGCUGGGCAGGUCUGAGCCCCCUGGGAUGCUGGAUUUAGGGAGAGGAAUUGCCAGGCACUGCAUCCAAACCAUGGUGCUUUGCUGGGUCACAGCAUCACCCCCAAACUCAGCUGUGUCUGACUCCAUGAGGAAUGAUCUGCAGGGUCCCAAACAUGUUUCUAACAGGAAUAGGGCCUCCAAGCCUCCAACACUCACCAACGUCAGCCUGGACAGAGGGAAACUGUCUUGGAGAUGGGAAAGUGCCUGAGCCCUGGCAGCAAACCU
Molecule: messenger RNA, 3259 nt
Organism: Pyrgilauda ruficollis (rufous-necked snowfinch)
Lineage: Eukaryota; Metazoa; Chordata; Aves; Passeriformes; Passeridae
Gene: HTR6
Product: 5-hydroxytryptamine receptor 6
Exons: 6
Coding region: 1248-2522 (424 amino acids)
Biological process (GO): G protein-coupled receptor signaling pathway, coupled to cyclic nucleotide second messenger; chemical synaptic transmission
Cellular component (GO): dendrite; membrane
Molecular function (GO): neurotransmitter receptor activity; G protein-coupled serotonin receptor activity
Source: RefSeq, a predicted model, not a curated record